This is a messenger RNA of Zea mays, 1833 nucleotides long. RefSeq names its product Ypt/Rab-GAP domain of gyp1p superfamily protein. The coding region runs from base 381 to 1574 and encodes 397 amino acids. Lineage: Eukaryota; Viridiplantae; Streptophyta; Magnoliopsida; Poales; Poaceae. The record is from RefSeq and is a predicted model, not a curated record. Gene Ontology annotation, biological process: activation of GTPase activity. The transcript has 10 exons. Gene Ontology annotation, molecular function: GTPase activator activity.
AAUAAUGCGACUCUCGGCAGGGAGUCGCGCACAUUCUGCCAACCUGCCUGGUAGGGUGAGCCGGCGCCGCCUCUGCAUCUCCCGUCUCUCUCCUCCCUUCCCUUCCUCUUUCUCUCUCAUCCCCCUCCCUGCCCAUAUUUAGCCGUUGUAGCUUCCGCCCUCUCUCUCUCCCUCUCCAGGCUCUUAGAACACGAAACGUGAAGGAGACAUAGGAGGAGGAGGAGGAGGAGGAGGAGGAUCAAUCUGCCCCGUUCUUGGCUGCGAGGCGAUCUUUGUGCCACCCACCAGCGCGCGAGGGGCUUCAUUCACCUGAUCCUCGCUUCUUCUUCUUUCGUCCCACUGGUUCGCGUUGAUUGCAUUUGGAGGAGGGGGCAGUCAAGAUGAGGCUUCGGCUCCUGGCCUGCUGCUACAAUGAUCCGGAGAUGCGGAUCGAUCCGGACACCGUCUACCCCAUCCGCCCCGACUGCCGCGACGACGCCCCCAAGACGCGCUUCAAGCCCCGGGGAGUCCACCCAACAAUCAAAGGAGAAGUUUGGGAAUUUUUGCUGGGCUGCUAUGACCCUAAAAGCACUACCGAACAGUGCAACCAAUUGCGACAGCAGCGAAGGUUAGAGUACGAGCAACUGAAAGCUAAGUGCCGAGAAAUGGACACAGCUGUUGGUAGUGGAAGGGUAAUCACUAUGCCUGUAGUAACAGAAGAUGGUCAACCUAUCGAAAACCCUAACGGAGGGGCAUCAGGUUCUGAGCAGAAAAAUAGUGGGGCACCACUCCCGAAAGAAGUUAUUGAUUGGAAGCUUACCCUACACCAGAUUGGUCUCGAUGUUAACCGUACUGAUCGUUUGCUUGUUUAUUAUGAGAGACAAGAGAACUUGGCAAGGUUGUGGGACAUUCUUGCAGUGUAUUCAUGGAUUGAUAAAGACAUAGGGUAUUGUCAGGGAAUGAGUGAUCUUUGUUCACCAAUAUCAAUCAUUCUGGAAAAUGAAGCAGAUGCUUUUUGGUGCUUUGAGCGUCUAAUGCGCAGGGUGCGAGGAAAUUUCAAAAGUACUUCUACUUCCAUUGGAGUUCGAGCUCAACUAACUACCUUGUCUACCAUAAUGAAAUCUGUUGACCCAAAGCUGCAUGAACAUUUAGAAAAUCUUGAUGGAGGGGAAUACUUAUUUGCCUUCCGAAUGCUGAUGGUUCUUUUCCGUAGGGAAUUCUCAUUUGUUGAUACGAUGUACCUUUGGGAACUCAUGUGGUCUAUGGAGUACAAUCCUAAUCUCUUUUCAAUGUUGGAGAGUGACACUGGCACAUCCAGCGCAAGCACAAAGGAUGAAAGUGUUCUAGGACAGUGUGGAAAGUUUGAGCGGAAAAAAUUGCAAGCAGCUAAGAAAGAUGACCAGAUCCCUCUAUCUGUCUUUGUUGUUGCUAGUGUUCUUGAGGCUAGAAACAAGAAGUUAUUGGGUGAGGCAAAAGGUCUAGACGAUGUUGUCAAGAUUUUAAAUGAAAUCACUGGUAGUCUGGAUGCAAAAAAGGCAUGCAGAGAAGCAUUGCAGAUUCACGAGAAGUAUCUUAAAACGGUAAAAGCAUCAUAAGGACAUGUACAGCUUCACUUGGAUGGGCUAUUUAUUUAUUUUUUGGACUAGAGAAGAUAUACCACAGAACUUUUGUUAUCCUUUGUUUGUGUAUUGUGUAAUUCUGACACAUUUGUAACAUUGCAUUUACACAACCAAAAGAAAGGACGAGGAUUUCAUUCAAAAAUAAAAAAAAGAAGGGGAAAAAGGAUGCUGAUCUUGUAAAGACGCGAGACAAAAUGUUUAUACCAUAAUAACGUCAUCAUGAUUCUUUUCUGUU